CACUGGUUAUGGACCGGGUGGAGUAGGACCAGGUGCAGGCACUGGCUAUGGACCAGGUGGAGCUGGAACUGGCUAUGGACCCGGUGGUUAUGCAGGUGCCAAAGCUCGUAAAUAUGGUGUGCCUGGAGGAGCAGGAGGUACCCUUGGUGCUGGAGGUCUUGGGGGUGGAGUUGGGACCGGUUCCGGUGGGCUCAUACCUGGACGGGGUGUUGGAGGGACAACUGGUGGUGGACCUGGAGCGGGAGUUGGAACGGGAGGGACACCUGGUUCUGGCGUUGGAACAGGUGGUGGACCAGGUGGCUUUGGACCAGGCAGGGCUGGAGGAUAUCCUGGAGGAGCCAAGUCUCUAAAAUAUGGGUUGCCUGGUGGCGCCGCCGCCCCUGGAUCUGGAGGUCCUGCAGCAGGUGGCUAUGGCCCAGGGAGUGGCGUAGUAUUGGGGACUGGCAGAGGAUACGGACCUGGAGGAUACGGACCAGGAGCUGGAUCAGUAGCUGGAACUGGUUAUGGACCUGGGGGAGGUUAUGGCAGAGGACCAGGGACAGGAUAUGGAACAGGAGACUCUGGAACUGGCACUGGUGGUCCAGGUUAUGGUACUGCUGGAUCUAAAGCAGCUAAAUACGGGCAAGCCGGUGCAGUUGUACCUGGGGCAGGACCAGGGGCCGGCUCUGGUGUUUCAGUGAAUGGGACCCACACUCCUGGCGGAGCAGGAUCAACAACUGGGCCCAGUGGAUCAGGAGGAGGACUUGGAGUGAUAGGUGGUGCACCAACACCAGCACCAACAGGGGAUGGAGGUACUAGCAGUGUGAUGGAGGGGUCUGGAAUUCCUGGAGGAGAAGGAGGCACUGGUUUAGGUGGCAGAGCAGUGGGAGGCGAGGGUGUACUGAAUGGAACAGGAAUCCCCAUCAUGGGAGCAAAGCCAGGUUCUACAAGAGCUACCCCAAUUGAUGGUGACGCCGCACAACCAAGUGCUGGGGCAGGAGUUGGUGGAACAGGACUUCCCCCUGGAGCAGGUUCUGGUGGUAAUGUCUCAAGUGGUGCUCUGCCUGG
This is a messenger RNA of Menidia menidia (Atlantic silverside), 1047 nucleotides long. The record is from the annotation of a GenBank genome assembly. Lineage: Eukaryota; Metazoa; Chordata; Actinopteri; Atheriniformes; Atherinopsidae.